UAAUACUAAUAGCGCGCUGUAGAGACAAAAGAAAUGUAUAAUGAAUGCGUUAACUUUUACUUUGUACAGUAAGUCACGACCCCAAUAAAAAAAAAAUUACUACUAAGCUUGCUAUAUAAAUAUGCCUUCUAGGGUUAGGGUUUAUUAAUGGAAAAAGAUUAUGACUGUAGCUAGCUAAGAAUUUUCUGUCAUACAUAUGCUAUCUUCAUACAUAUGCUAUCUCUUUUCUCUUUUAGAUGAAAAUUAUUUUUUGUCAACUAAAGAAGACAGAUGACAAAACGUCAUGAAGUGAAUGACGACGACGAUGACUCAACGAAUUCAUCUAUUACUAUUAGGACAGUGAGGUACAGAGAGUGCCAGAAGAACCAUGCUGCAAGUGUUGGUGGAUACGCGGUUGAUGGGUGUCGGGAGUUCAUGCCAUGUGGCAAGGAAGGAACUCCUGACGCCCUUACUUGUGCAGCCUGUGGCUGUCACCGUAAUUUCCAUCGAAGGGAAGUGGAAACUGAAAUUGCCUCAGACUGCUCCUUCCCUUCUUAAAAGUAAGUUUUAACUUCUUUGUGUAAUUAUAUAUAUUUGGGAUGUGUAUUAUGCCUUUAGGAACCAAAGGGAAGGAUUGUUUCUUUUACUUUUGAUGUUCCAAUUUAGGCCUACUUGUUGUUUAUAUACGUGAAGGUGAGAAUGUUUGUAAUGAUAUUUUUGGUUGAUUAAUGUCAAGAGUAAACCAUAUU
This is a messenger RNA of Solanum dulcamara, 728 nucleotides long. RefSeq names its product mini zinc finger protein 2-like. The transcript has a single exon. Lineage: Eukaryota; Viridiplantae; Streptophyta; Magnoliopsida; Solanales; Solanaceae. Gene Ontology annotation, molecular function: DNA-binding transcription factor activity; transcription cis-regulatory region binding. The coding region runs from base 271 to 537 and encodes 88 amino acids. Gene Ontology annotation, biological process: regulation of developmental process; regulation of DNA-templated transcription. Gene Ontology annotation, cellular component: nucleus. The record is from RefSeq and is a predicted model, not a curated record.